AUUUGGGGGAGGGAACGUGGAGGUCAAAGGACAGAGAAACCAUUUGCUGACACUUUUUUAAAAAUUCCGUCUGUGCUGGGAUAUUUUUAGUGACUGGGACAAAUCCGACACUAACAGAGGCAGCUGAGAGAGGGAGGUGGAUCCAAAAAGCAGGGGCUAUUGGAGAGAGCAGGCAGCUGAAAUAUUUUCCUCAACUUGAUUUCACUUUCAUUUUCCCCGGCUGGAGACGCAGUUCAGAAAGGGAGCACUCGCUCACCAAUUCAGGGAGACUUUAGCAUGAAACGACACCAAGUGAAGCCCAUUGCCCCGGAGAGGCUCGGGAACCCAGAAACAAUGCCGCAACACCCAAAGAAAAUUCAAGUCCUGAAUGUUCCUGAAAAUGUUUCUGUGAAACGUCUGCUGGAUAAACUGACCAUUUAUUUCCAGAAGUCGAGCAAUGGAGGGGGUGAGGUAUUGGACGUGGAAUAUUCAACCGGUGUUAAAGGCUGCGCUUAUGUCAUUUUUGAGAAGGAGGAAGAUGCAAACAACGUCCUUAAAAGAGAACAUGUAUUUACAUUUGACAAUAAGAAAUACAAAUUGGAAGUACGGGAAGUUGAAAAAGAACCGUGCGAUGCUGAUGAUGAACAGGUGAUGCUGUUUGUGACAACAAAACUGGACACAAGCUGCUUUUCAGAAAGGAAGGCUCAUCAAUUAAUCUUUAGGCAUGAUUUUCAAGUUAUACGUUCCCAAGGCUGCAUUGUGGAGAUCAAAGGUUCUUUCCCUUCUUUAGUAAAACUUCGGACAGAUCUUAGGGACUUGAUUUUGCCUCAGCCAGCACAUGCAGUCUCCAGCCAAAGUCACUCAGCCAACAAAAAGAGGUGUGAAAGAAAUGAGGAAUUUUUACAAUCUGGGACUUUCAGAAAAUACAGGCAACCAAGUUCCCCUGAUAGUGGCUCUGAUUCAUCAGCAUCCAGUGAAGAAGAUUAUAGUACCAGCCAGUAUGCCUCAAAUAUCCACUCAAGAUCCUCUGAGCCAGAAUUUUCUUCUAAUAAAAGCGAUAAUUCCCCAAUGCCUUUGGUUGCUUCUCCAUCUUCUCUGCCAGUUGCCAGUUCCAAUAACAAAGAAGACACUGCUUCAUAUAUCAAGAGGAGCAUUCAUGACCCUCAAGAAGCAAUGAAGUAUAUGAGUACUUCUGCUGUGGAAAACGGUUCCAUUUCUAAAAUGGAUACUAGUAGCCUGAAUUCAUUUUCAUCUCAUUCUUCAAACAGUUCUUUUGCUUCUCAUAUAAGCUUUAUGGUUGAUAAAUGGACCUUCAAAUACCUGCAGGCUUUUAACAGCAAUUGCCUUCAACAGUUUCUAACAAAGUAUUCCGCAAACAUUAAAACAGUUUGUUUUGAUGAGCUGUGUGAGAUAUCCUUAUACCCAAAAAGGCCAGCACACAAUUCCCAAAGAAAUCUAUCUGAAGCCAAGUCAGAAAUUUGUACACAAAUUCAGGAAAUACAACAGCAGCUAAGGAUCAAUCAUAUAGAUUUAACUUCAAGGAAUUCCGACAAGGAGGAGAUCCUGCAUAGGUGCAAGAGACUUAGUUCCAAAUCAGUGGAAGUUCUGUUGGAAAUAAGUGAUCACACUGUAACUGUGGUGGGACCAUCAGAUGAGAGUUAUAACAUGAAGCAAUAUAUUUUGGGGAAUGGUUCUUUGGUCUAAACUGGGCCAUGACAGUGACGGAGGUAAUUGAAUAGGUCAGAAGGACACAUCAAUAGCAAAUCUUUAUGUUCUCUAACUUGCAAGGAAAUACAUUGGAUGACUCAAAUGCCAACCUCUCAUCAAUCAAAACUACCAGUCAAACUCAGGCCACAAACCAGUAAUCAAACUAAGAUCCUUUCAAGAAAACCCAGUCCAGGUUAUACCUGUCAAAAGCAACGUUCUUCACCAGAGAGCAGAAAGACAAAGUCUCCAAGUGACAUUGAUGCACAAGAUUCAUUAAAACAAUUGGACAUCUCAAGGCUCAAAGACCAAAGAAUUCAGAAUCCCCAGCAGACUGUCAAAAGCUGACUCCAAAUUGUGGACCUCAUUUUUAUAGAGGUAACAACAGAGGAAAAACAGGAUUAAAUAUCUACCAUCCCACAAGAUUAAAUGUCUACCAUCCCACAGGAAUAAAUCUCUACCAUCCCACACGUUUAUUCUUGGUGCUUCAUUUCCCCUCAACAAAGGAACUUCAAAUUGGGAUACGGAAGCAGAAAAUGAAAAUUUGAUGCAUCCAUUUAUUUUCUCUUAAGGGAGGGAUCUGUGUUCCUUUGUAGAUUACAGCAGUGUCUACGCCUUUAUAAGUACUUCAUUGUUGUAAAGUAUUUUGGAUCUCCUGACGUUGUCAAACAUGAUAUAUAAAUGCAAAGAUUAUCUAAAAUAAUGUUUACUUUUGCUGACCCUACAAAGUGCACCAGGCUCAGUACUAUUGGGUGGAACCCUCAAAAUAAUGGUUAAUGGAUGUUGAAGGCUAUGUUUUCCCCAACUCCCAAUCAUUACAAUAUUUAAUUAUCACUUUUAAAAACUCCUGAGUCAGUUUGAAGAGGCAGUGGUGUGGUUGGAAUGUAACUGGGCUGGUAAUUCAGAGCCCCUGGUUAAUACUCUGGGGAUAUGGAUUUGAAUCCCACCAGAGCAAAUAAUGAAAUUUGAAUGAAUUUCUUAAAAUGCCUGGAAUUAAAAGUUAGUCUAAUGAUUACCACAGAAACGUGGUUGAUUGUCCCUUUAUAGAGAAUGAAUUCUGCCGUCCUCACCAUAAAUCUGACUCCAGACCAACAGUAAUGUGUUGGACUCUUAACUGCUCUCUGAUCAGAGUGGCUUGCUUGGGCUAUUUUCAGUGACCAAUGCUUGCUCAACUAAUUCCCAUGAAGAAAUAAAAAAAGACUCACUUGCCUCAAAUUAUCUGUCCUGGUUGAUGAGCCUGGUUGAAAAAUUACUUUAAAAUAUCUGUCCUGCAGCUGCCUUUAAUCGGUUUGUUUCCUAUGGCCCUUUAUCCUGCAGCAAUGACUCGAUUGGGGUGCUACAGGAUAAAGUGCAAUGGUUAAGUUAAUUAACCAAUAGUAUAAAAAGCACAAGUUCAAGUCUCACUAUAGUAGUUUUAGAGUUUAAGUACAAAUGUUUAAAAAUAAAUGUUUUUGGCUUUGAUUUUCAUA
Chiloscyllium plagiosum (whitespotted bambooshark) is the source of this 3152-nucleotide messenger RNA. RefSeq names its product RNA binding motif protein 43 (gene rbm43). Gene Ontology annotation, molecular function: RNA binding. The record is from RefSeq and is a predicted model, not a curated record. Lineage: Eukaryota; Metazoa; Chordata; Chondrichthyes; Orectolobiformes; Hemiscylliidae.